GCUGGUGUGACAGCCCUGACAGCCUCUGCAUCACAGCCAUUUCUACCAUGAAGACCAUCGGGGGGCUCCUUCUGCUCUGCACAAUGACUCAGUUCUUCAGUAACCCAGAAGCGGCUAGUCUGCCUUUAACAACAGUGGACUGCAGCAUUUACAAGAAGUACCCAGUGGUGGCGAUCCCCUGCCCCUUCACAUACCUGCCCGUUUGUGGUUCUGACUACAUCACCUAUGGGAAUGAAUGCCACCUAUGCAUUGAGAACUUGAAAAGUAAUGGAAAAGUUCAGUUUCUUCAUGAAGGAAGUUGUUAACUUCUCCACAGACAUGGGUACAGAGCGAUGAUAUCUUCACCGUCAUCAUCAUCCUUGGCUCUGUCUCAUCUUGGCCAGUGCUUUGGGCAGUGCUCUCUUUUUUGAGUGAAGAAAGUCGUGGUCUUCCUCAAACUCAUGCCUUACUGACUUCCAGGCUUCUUUUUGUACCUCAAUAAAAGAAU
Molecule: messenger RNA, 487 nt
Organism: Lutra lutra (Eurasian river otter)
Lineage: Eukaryota; Metazoa; Chordata; Mammalia; Carnivora; Mustelidae
Gene: SPINK7
Product: serine peptidase inhibitor Kazal type 7
Exons: 4
Coding region: 48-305 (85 amino acids)
Molecular function (GO): protein binding
Source: RefSeq, a predicted model, not a curated record